Tachyglossus aculeatus (Australian echidna) is the source of this 2038-nucleotide messenger RNA. RefSeq names its product Coenzyme A synthase (gene COASY). The record is from RefSeq and is a predicted model, not a curated record. NCBI's taxonomy places the organism in Eukaryota, Metazoa, Chordata, Mammalia, Monotremata, Tachyglossidae. Gene Ontology annotation, biological process: coenzyme A biosynthetic process. Gene Ontology annotation, molecular function: dephospho-CoA kinase activity; pantetheine-phosphate adenylyltransferase activity; ATP binding. The coding region runs from base 88 to 1743 and encodes 551 amino acids. The transcript has 10 exons.
GCGGCGGCGGCGGCGGCAGCUGCGGGUUGAGUAACGGCCCGAGCCGUGGGGCUCGGUCUCGGGCCCGCCCGGAGCGGAGGGUCCGCCAUGUCCGUGUUCCGCUCGGGCCUGCUGGUGCUGACGUCCCCCUUGGCGGCCCUGGCCCCGCGCCUGCCGCCCAUCCUGUCGGCGGCGGCCCGGCUGGUGGAGGACACGCUCUACGUCCACCUGCAGCCGGGCCUGAGCCUCAGCGGCUCGGCCCAGCCCCGCCCCACCUACGUGGCCGCCACCUCGGAGGUGGUGGACUUCCUGACGCGCCUGUACGCCGGCGCGGACGCCCACUCCCCGCUGGACGUGCGGGUGCUGCUGACCAACAUCCGGGCCAAGGGCCAGGCCCCCUCCGGCCCGCUGGGCUCCGUCCAGAACCUGUCCCACCCGCCCGAGGUGGUGCUGACCGACUUCCGGACGGGCGACGGCGGCCAGUAUAACCCGGUCAAGCAGCAGCUGGAGCGCUACGCCACGAGCUGCUACAGCUGCCGUCCCCACUUGGUCUCCGUGCUGCUGGACCCCGAGGGCGGGCCGGGGGCCGAGCCCCCGGGGCCGGGCCCCGUCCGGGAGCCGCCCCCGCCUGCCCUCGGCAAGCCCCUGCUCGGCUUCGGCCACGUGGCCGUCGGGGGCACGUUUGACCGCUUGCACAACGCCCACAAGCUGCUGCUCAGCGCUGCCUGCCUCCUGGCCGAGCAGCGACUCCUGGCCGGCGUGGCCGACGGGAACCUGCUGGAGACCAAAGUGCUGAAGGAGCUGCUGCAGCCGUUCCGCGAGCGGGUGGCCCGGCUCAGCCAGUUCCUGGUGGACGUGAAGCCGUCGCUGCGCUUCGACCUGGAGCCGCUGCUGGACCCCACCGGGCCGGCCGGCACCGACCCCGCCCUGCAGUGCAUCGUCGUCAGCGAGGAGACGCGCAAGGGAGGGGAGGCCGUCAACCGCCGGCGGCUGGAGAACGGCCUGGAGGAGCUGCAGCUGUUUGUGAUCCCGCUGCUCAGAGACCCGCAGCACGCGGACAACGAGGAGGACAAGGUCAGCUCCUCCAACUACCGUCACCGGCUGCUCGGGACCCUGCUGCGGCGCCCACAGAAACCUCCCGGCCUGCCCUCUCGCCCGUACGUGAUCGGCCUGACGGGCAUCAGCGGCAGUGGGAAGAGCUCGGUGGCGCAGCGGCUAGAGGCCCUGGGGGCGGAGCACAUCGACAGCGACCGGCUGGGCCACCUGGCUUACGCCCCGGGGGGCCCUGCCUACCAGUCUGUGGUCCAGGCCUUUGGGGCCGGCAUCCUCCACGAGGACGGGACCAUCAACCGCAAGGUGCUGGGCAGCCGGGUUUUUGGUAACAAGGAGAACCUGAAGACCCUCACGGACAUCGUGUGGCCCGUCAUCGCCCGGCUGGCACGGGAGCAGGUCUUGGCCGCCGCUGCCCGAGGGAAGACUGUGUGCGUGCUGGAGGCCGCCAUGCUCCUCGAGUCCGGCUGGUCCAACAUGGUGCACGAGGUGUGGACGACAGUCGUGCCCAAGGCCGAGGCCGUGCGGCGCAUCAUGGAGCGGGACGGGCUGAGCGAGGACUCGGCCCUGAGCCGCCUGCACAGCCAGAUGAGCAGCCAGGAGCACGUGGAGCAGAGCCACGUGGUGCUGUGCACCCUGUGGGAGCCCCACGUCACGCAGCGCCAGGUGGAGAAGGCCUGGACCUUCCUGCAGCAGCGCUUGGCGCAGCAGUAGCUCCCAGUCGAUUGCGGGUGACCCGCCGCCCCCCAUCUCCCCUCCCCGCCACCCCGAUGGGCUGAUUGCCAGUGAUUCCCCGCCCAAGCCUACUGGACUGAGGCAGAGCGGAGCCGAACCGAGCCCAGGAGAGCUGGACCCAGAGACCACGGGCCGGGGGCCAGCUGCCCCCGUCCCGCCUGCCUGCCUCAGCCCGGGGCCAGGGACUGCCAUUGUUGGGGGAAGAGGGAGGCGGGCCCUGCCCCUUCCCCUUCCCCGGACCCCAGCUGGACCAAUUAAAGGCGAAUUUGGGGGC